Molecule: messenger RNA, 4232 nt
Organism: Anneissia japonica
Lineage: Eukaryota; Metazoa; Echinodermata; Crinoidea; Comatulida; Comatulidae
Product: branched-chain-amino-acid aminotransferase, cytosolic-like
Exons: 11
Coding region: 30-1283 (417 amino acids)
Biological process (GO): L-leucine biosynthetic process; L-valine biosynthetic process
Cellular component (GO): mitochondrion
Molecular function (GO): branched-chain-amino-acid:2-oxoglutarate transaminase activity
Source: RefSeq, a predicted model, not a curated record
CCUGGUUCCGGAUGAAUGCAUUUUAGAAAAUGGCGUUUUCGACGGUGUUGCGAUCAAUCUGUGUUCGUCUACCAAGACAGCAGGCAUGCUACAAAUGGAACAUUCUGAGAGGAGGUUCCAGUGUUCAACGAAUGUCGUCCUCCUUGACAUCAUCAUUCAAGGUUGAUGAUCUUCGUAUUCAGUAUUCCAAUAAAAUCACUGAGACGAAGCCCGACUCGGAUACGCUCAUUUUCGGCCAUAACUUCACUGAUCACAUGCUGACAGUUGCCUGGUCACAAGAGGCGGGAUGGGAAGCGCCCUGUAUCCAGCCGUUCGGAAAUCUUCCUAUGCAUCCAGCUAGCUCUGUAUUGCACUAUGGAAUUGAGUUAUUUGAGGGUAUGAAGGCAUAUUGCGGAGAUGACAAUAAAAUACGGUUGUUUCGUCCAUGGGACAAUAUGACAAGGAUGAGGAAAAGUGCAGAAAAGAUAAGUCUUCCGGACUUUGAUGGAGAUGAGCUCGUGAAGUGCAUCUCUCAACUCAUUCGUGUCGAUAGAGAAUGGGUUCCAAAGGUCAAGCCCUGCUCAUUAUAUAUUCGUCCAACAUUUAUUAGUACAGAGCCAACACUCGGAGUGAACCCACCAGGCAAGGCCUUACUUUACGUUAUCCUCUGCCCAGUCGGUCCUUACUUCAGAACUGGAUCGUUUAACCCUGUCUCAUUAUAUGCUGAUCGUAAGAAUGUGAGAGCCUGGAAAGGGGGUAGUGGCGACUCCAAGAUUGGUGGCAACUACGGGCCAACUAUCAAACCCCAGAAGGAUGCUGAAAAGCUAGGCUGCCAACAGGUACUAUGGCUGUAUGGAGACCAAGACAACGUCACUGAAGUAGGCACCAUGAACAUGAUGAUGAUGUGGCAUAACAUGGAUGGAGAUCUUGAGUUAAUUACUCCACCACUGGAUGGCACUAUCCUACCAGGGGUAACCAGGAAGGCCUUGUUAGAAUUAGCUCAUGGAUGGGGAGAAUUCAAAGUGACAGAGAAGGGAUUUACAAUGGAGGAACUGCAAACCGGUCUGAAAGAUAAUAAGGUAUUAGAAGUUUUUGGUGCUGGAACAGCCUGUGUCGUAUGCCCUGUGGGAAGUAUACUUUACAAGGAUGAAGUGCUCAAGAUCCCAACAAUGGAUAAUGGCGCCCCAUAUGCAACUCGUUUCUACAACACUCUCUUAGAUAUCCAGUAUGGUAAUAUUCCAAGUGACUGGGUUUAUGACAUCGAUAGUGAAUAUGAUGCAUUAGCAGCCAAGAUUGCUAGCUAGAUGUCCCCUCUUUUAGGAUGGUACAUUCCAUUCCCAUUCAAGAUGCAUUGAAAAAAUUGUAACACAUACCAUAUUUCCAUACUGCAGUUGAACGCUGAUUUUGUUUUUUUUAUACUCAGGUAAAACUUAGUUUACAUUUAUUGUAAAGUAUUUAAUUUUUUUUAAACAAACAUUGUUGAGGUGUGUUAAUAUAUGCAGAUGAAGAAGUAGUCUAUAAAUUGCACCCUCUUUAGUCUGAUAUUGUUUAGAUCUACAUUAUUUAAAAUAGAGCGUGCGUUAUAACUACAUAAACAAACUUCUGUAUAAUACUGUACAAUGUACAUCAAUAUAUUACCCUCUUUUAUGUCAGGGAGUCGCAUAUCCUUUUGGCGACAGCAGGUUUCCUGUCUUUGCAUAUUACAGCCAGUGAUGCCAGAUGAGUAAAUAAAAAUGUAAAUGAAAAAAUAAAUAUAUUCAUUGUAUACUAUUAGUAAUAAGAGAUUAAAUGCUGUCCUAGCACAAGUUAUUUAUAAAUAGUCUCCCAAUGUUCUGUGUCUUCUAUCGUAUGUCUAUGAAGUUAUUGUUGGUUUGUCAAUUUCAACCUGCUACAGUAUGCAGAUGUGUUCACGUUAGGUAGUAGAAAGCACCCUCUAUGUUUCCUAUAGUGCCUGGUGCAUAUUCUAGUAGUGUUGUAUUAUUAUUCUAUUGCCUUAUAGCAUCCUACUGCCUUAUUAGAUAGAAUUCAAUUGGUUUAUAAAGGUAUAGUAUAAUGAUGUAUGAUAGACUUGUACAAUGAAUGUAUUGAUGAAUGAGUAUGAUUAAGGAAUGUAUAAUGCAUAGGCCUAUAUUUUGAAUGUACAUAUGAUGAACGUACAAAUGAUGAGCAUAUGAUAGUGGAGAACAAAUAAGUUAUGAAUGCAUAUGAAAUAUGUACUUAGUGAUCAUAUAUGAAUAAACAUAUAUGUGAAAACAUAUGAUGAUUCUAUAUGAAAAACUCAUAUAUGAAGAAUGUAUAUGAUGAACAUGUAUGAAAAACCUAUGUGUAAAAUGUUUAUUAUGAGCAUACUGUAUAUGCAAAGUGUAUCCGCAUGUAAUAUGAGACACUCUCUCCCAAAAGUGAUCUGCAUAUUAAAGAGCUUAUAUUCUAUGGUUGUUAAAAUGUAAAGAUGCUGAGCUGUGCAUCGCAUAAUUGGCUGCAAAUCAGCACAUAGGAACAUUAUAUGCAAGAUUUUGGGAUUUUUUUUUUUUUUAAUUCUUUUAAUGUGUUUACACAUCUAGUAUAUAGUAUUUUCUUGCCAUUUUGUGAAUAUAUAUCGCUACUUGCUGUCCCACUUCCAAUCAAAGACUUAGUGCCAAUGAAUAUUUCCCUUCCUCUCGCUUUUCCCUGUGGAAUGAACUACUCUGUUUUACUUCUUGUUAAAAGUUAGACUAUAAGAUUUUUUAAAAAGUAAUUUAAAAACAUAUUUUUGUAACAAAAGGGUAACUUGUUUAAGGGUAACAUUUAUCAUUAGAUUUGUGCCAUCAAACAUAUUUUAAUAUUAUUUAUCAGUAUUAAUAUUAUUUACUCACAAGAGGGUCCAACAUCAUUUAUUCUUUAAAACAGCCACGCAUUUAUUUUUAGACCAACAACAUCUGAUGCACAAAUUCAGGGAUCACAAUUUGGAGGAAGCCACUUCUGGGAAAUCUGGUUAAUUGAGAUUUGUAAAAGAUCUAAUUGUAUUUUACUGCACAUUGUAAUACCCAUCACCAGCUGUUUUCCAGGAAAAAAAAUCAGUAAUACAUGUAAUUAUCAUCAAUAUUAGUAAUACAUGUUAAAACAUGUAAUAUAAUGAAUUUGAGGGAGAUGGGUUGGUUUCCGGGAGAUUUUUGCUUUCUUGUGGGAGGCCAUCUCGAUUUUCGGGUGACUCGCGAAGACUUGUUAUAGAUGUAGUCAGGCUGUGCCUCCUACUCCUAUUUGAUUCAUUUAGUUUCUAAAAACUUUAUCUUGGCAACUGCUCAUUUAAAAAUUGUGCUCCCCGCUAAGCUCAAGAAAAAUAGUGCGAGAAAUAAAAUUGUUUAUUUAUAUUUGCAUAGCCUUAUAUUAACUGGUAGUCAGUUUAAGAAUUUUUGGGUAAAAUGUCUAUUACUCAGCUAAAAUUGAAUUGUUUUGAAGUUUGUUUCAUUGGCAGUUGAUGACUCAAUAUUUUAAUACAAUAUUUGAGGUGUUUUUUUAAUUUAGUUUUUCACAGACCAAUUUACUACACCUAUAGGUUGGUUUCAUAGCAAGAAUAAAUUAGGUAAUGAUCACAAAAAUAUUAUGCUGCCUGGAGUUUGCAAGCAGCUUUUUUUCAUGCCAUUUCCAAAUGCAAUUUCAAAGGAAUUUCAGAUUUGAACUUAAGCAAUUCCAGUGUAAAAAUGUCAUAUUUACAUUGAUACUUUUAAAUUUGUAAAUGUUAAACAUGUUAGAAAACAAGUCAUUAAGCAAUUUACAGAAAAAUGUAUUAUAAUCCAUAUUCUUUGGUAAGCUAAUUAUAAUAUCUACAGAUAAUUAAGUUUGCAAAAUACCACUACAUUAUAGUAUCUGUAUUUUUAUAUAAAUAACUAUCUAUUUUAUAGUUAUUCUCCAAUGUCAUAGCUAUUCUAGUUAGAUAAUUUUGUUUCAUUUAUUAUUUUAAUCUCCGGUUGUCAAAAGGUGGUAAAAAUUAUCUAUUAAUAAAGAACUACGAUCUGAUCGUACAGGGUAACUUAAGUGCUCAGAGUAUAUUUCACUACAUUACAACACCAUUUUUAGAUCCUACAGAGGUUGUUAGAACAAAUAAACACAUUUUUUUGCCGAGUAUUUCCAAGUCAUUUGUGUUGUGACGUCAGUUCAUUGCGUUCUGCACACCUUGAUAUCAGUGAUUGGUUUUCUUUAAUGUGGUGUGGAUUGUAUUUUGUGUAAUAUUGCUAGUUGUGUACAGACAUUGAAUAAAACGCAUAAAAAUAAGAAAA